CCGAAUUUAUGGAUUUUCCGAGUUAUCUUUAACGCAUGCUCCGGGUCGGCUAUCCCGGAACAGGAACUUUGUACAGAGAAAGGGAAAUUCAUCUGACAAUGACAUUGGCCUAAAUGUUUCGCUCUUAUUUUAACCCGACGAAUCGGACUUGCAUUUAACUGCACCUCGGUAACAACUAGAUCCCAGUUUAGUUCGAAAUCUCGUCCCGGUAAGAUCCAGAUUCUGUCAUCGUGUUAUAUCGUCGCGUUUUGAAUAAAGCUAUUCCCUACAGUAAACUAUGACCACUACGAAAGGUUUCAGAGUAACCGACGCAGAUAGAAAGAUCCGCGUCGGUAUCGCCGUCAAAAAUCUAGUAGAACUCAAAAAGAAAACAAUCGACAAAUUCAAACUUAAAUUUUCUCCUGGUCAAAUAGAUUUCCAAACGACUGACGGUACCAUAAUCGAAAACGAAGAAUAUUUUCAGACUUUACCUGCGCAAACUUUAUUGAUAUGGGUGAAAGUCGGCGAAAGAGCCGCCACGGAUGCCGAGAUUCUCUACAAGACAAUCAGGGAAGUUAACGAUGAAUAUUUAACUGCGGGAGAGAAGGUUCAAGAAUUUUUUACUGAAAAAAUGAAAAAUAAGGUGCUCAAACUCGCUGAGGUGCUCAAGGGUUUGGAUGCUGACAAGGGCAAAUUCAGCACCAAAGCUGAUCAUCCGGAAUGGUUCGAAGGGUUAAACACCAAUGCAAAAACAAAAGAGGAAUAUAUGUUCAAGAGGGCGCAGGAUAGAAUUAGGUCGUAUUUCUACAAAACCAAAGACGAAUUGAGAAACAGAAACGAUUUACCGCGAAAAGCGGUUAACGAUCUGUUUCUCGAAUUAGACGCCAAAUUGAAAUUGAAUAAAUACCACGGAUGUUAUUUCGAUAGGGCGAGCAGUCGAAACGACGAUGACAUGAAAAGCAUCUGCAACAUCGAAGGGACGUUCCGGUGUCAAGGCAGAUGGGAUAGGGAGCAAUGUUUAUACGCUCCGCGUCACAGCAUUAAUCCGUACAACAGCAGGGAAUCGCGUAUCGUAUUCCAGACUUGGAAUCUCGAUCACAACAAGGAACGUUCGCGUUCCGUUAUCCCUGCUGUAUGUGCAGCUCUGCGCGCUUCUGAUCCUUCUGAUAAGAACGUUGAGAUACGCGGCGAUCUUAUAGAAAACGAAACGACGACGACGCCGAGGGACGCGCGCCUCGACGUCAAGGCCAUUUAUAACGAUUUAUUCACUUUAAAAAAUUUGAAAAUCGUACAUAUUAUUUGUCACGAUAAGGGCGUUCAUCGUACCGCCAAGGCGGGUCCUUAUCUGUUGUACUGAAUUUCGAAAUUUUUAAUUUUUAGUCCAACGAACAAAGGUUUUCAACUCAGAUUUCCAUCGGGACGCAUCGAUUUGCUUGAAAUUUCGAUUCCGCCCCAACUAGGGUUUCUAGUAGUACCGUUUUGGAGCCCUUUGAAUGUUUCCCUUUUGCUUCAAAAUGUUUUUUUAAUCAAAAUAAAGGAUUUCUACUAUAAACCUCUCAAAAUUUCGAAAAUUUAUCACGCCGUUCUUCAAAUGAGGACACAACUACUUUCCUGGCUAAUGCCUCGACUAAUAUUGAAAAACAUCUUCUCUUAAUUCCAAUCGCAAUUGUGAGCUAUCGGCGAAAAGAUCGAUUGACAUCUUCAAUAGAGAUAAAAUUCAAUUUCCCUCAUUUGGAGAACGGCGGAAUACAUUUUCGAAAUAUUAAGGUCGGGAUCACGAACAAAAAAACGCUUUGAAAGGCGUUGUAAUUUUGAAAAUUUCUCGACGUUUUGUCUCCCAUUUUGGAGACAUUAUCAAGAGAAGGGUGGAUUAUUAUUAUUAUUAACCAAUUGAUUCCCAGACCAUAUUAGAGUUGGUACAUUUUGGGGUUUAAUUUUGCCACAAUCCCACAACGAAAACGAUCAUAAACUCAAUUUUCUGGAUGGUUUAACUAUUUUUAUAUCGAAUUUUGACAAUAAGGGGUAGUUUUCACCCCUUGAUAUAAGUUGUACAUACUGGUAUAAGGUAGAUGUCGCGUUUACCCAUGCGUCUCGAUGGAAUUUCUAUGUGAUACCAUAUUUUUACCGUUAUUCACUGGACUAAUUGAAAAUGGAAAAAUUUGUUGAUUUAAAUGACGUGCUGGCGCGUCUUCGGUUGUCAAACCGUUCGAGUUCGUGAAUUAAUGGUUUUAAAUCGAAUGAAAACAUCAAAUUAUUCAGGAUCGAGGUAUUGACAACACUGUAAAACAUUUUCUCGCUCGAAGUUUGUUUUCGGAAAUUAAAGGUAGGUGACAUUGUUAAAAGCUCGAUUUACUAUCGAGCUGGUCUCGAUUAGAUUUUUUUCUUUCAAAUUUUCUACUCGAAAAAUAUUUUUUUACCCAAAUUUUUCUGCCAUUUCUCGAAAAUUAUCGUGUAAAAAAUAUAUAUUUUGUUAAAUGGUUGUUAUCUAUACUAUUUCGGGCCAAAAAUCGAAAUAUUAUCGUUGAAAAGAGGGAUCAACCUAUUUUUAUUAUAUACAGGGUUGAAAAACAAAAAAAUCGACUCCUAUUUCAAUUUAAACGUUGAUCCAACUUGUAAUUGUUUCCCAACCGUUUUUUGUUUCUGUUUACACGUGUCAUAAUGACAUGAAAACAUCAAAUUUUUUCUAACCAAAAAUCUAUUUCCCUCAAGAAAAAUUUCAAACGGAUUUAGAUCCGGUGAUGUAGGAAGCCAUUUCUUCUAAUACAACUAUUGAAACAAAAAUCAUUCGGUUGUAAGAUUUCUUUAACCAAAUUUAUCGAAUUUUAUAUUUUACGACCGAAUUUUGUGAUUUAACUGUUCAAUUUCAAAUUUGACAAAAUCUUGGCCCGAAAUAGUCAUAUAGUACAAAUUUAUAUCAAUCGGAACGAAGUAUUCGCCAGCUAGAUUAUGAGCGAGUUUUCUUUGUGGGAUUGUGGCAAAAUUAAAACCAAAAAAAAACUCGUAAAUAUAUUAGAGUUAGUACACUUCGGUUUUUAAUUUUCCCACAAUGAAACACUCAUAAACUAGCUGACAAAGACUUCGUUCCAAAUCAUAUAUACGCUAGCUAGUUUCUGAGCGUUCUGUUGUUGUGGGAUUGUGGCAAAAUUAAACACCAAACUGUACUAACUCCAAUAUAUGUCCGAGCUCUCGAAAUACCAAUGUAUUUAUCAUUUAGAUGGAAAUUGUGCCGUUUUAAAUUUCGUUGUUACUUUUAAAAGACAUUAAAUUCAUCUAUUUUAAAAUUCAAUGUUCAAAUUGAUCCUCGAAAGAACUAUCAAAGUUACCGAUUAUUAAUAAACUCAGAAAUAUAUUAGAGUUAGUACACUUCGGUUUUUAAUUUUCCCACAAUCCUACAACGAAAACACUCAUAAACUAGCUGGCAAAAACUUCUUUCCGAUUCAUAUGUACGCUAGCUAGUUUCUGAGUGUUUUCAUGGUGGGAUGUGGCAAAAGUAAACAUUAAACUGUACUAACUCCAAUAUAUGUCCGAGCUCUCGAAAUACCAAUUUAUUUAUCGUUUAGAUGGAAAUUGUGCUGUUUUAAAUUUCGUUGUUAAUGACUCUUGAAAGAACUAUCAAAGUUAUCGAUUAUCAAUAAACUCAGAAAUAUAUUAGAGUUAGUACAGUUUGGUGUUUAAUUUUGCCACAAUCCCACUACGUAAACGCUCAUAAUCUAGCUGGCAAAGACUUCGUUCCAAUUCAUAUACUCGCUAGCUAGUUUCUGAGCGUUUUCGUUGUGGGAUUGUGGUAAAAUUAAACACCAAAGUAUACUAACUCUAAUAUAUGUCCGAGGUUAUUGAUAAUCGAUAACUUUAAUAGUUCUUUCAAGGGUCAAUUCGAACAAUAAAUUUUGAAAUCUAUAAAUUUAAUGUUUUCUAAAAGUAAAAACGAAAUUUGGAACUGUGUAUUUCCAUCUAAAUAAUUCCCAGGCCAUAAAUACAUAAAUAUUUCGGAAGCUCGUAAAUAUAUUAGAGUUAGUACACUUCCGUGUUUAAUUUUGCCACAUUCCCACAACGAAAACGUUCGUACUUAUACCCAUUCGCACUUCUUUCAAACUCCAAUAUAAAAAAUUCUCCAAAUGAGUUACAGUUAUCGUUAUCGUGUAUAUUGUUAAAAUUAUCCCAUCAAAUUUCGGGACAAUGAAAAAAAAAAAAAGAUGAAAAUAAGUAUAUAUAUGAAAUGCUUAUCAAAUAUUGUGAUUAAAAAUAGAUAUGACAAAAAACGGCUUUACGCAAUCAAUUGUUCGCUUAAACGCAAUAAUUAGUACUUAUAUAUAUAAUUAUAGAUAACUUGUUGAAAAUAUUGUAUAUUUUUUCGAAAUAUACCAAAAUUAGUUAAAAAAAUAUCGUUACUUUACCUGUUGGUGUCUAAUUCCUCUUCAUUGGCUUCGUUUUAAACUUUGUUCGUCUUUUUUGAGGUUAUUAACCUUUACUACUCGUUUUCACAUUCGUAACACAAACUAGGAAAUUUUAUUAUCCCCAACUUGCUUAAAAUUGCAUAUAAUCACAAAAACAUUAAAAAUAUAUUGUUUAAAUUCGAUAGUUUGGGAAUAAAACGCUAAUAAAUGAUGUAAUUAAUUUAACGUUUAUAAUCGGCAGCCAUUUUGUAAAUCUUUAUAACAACGUCAACAACUAAAACCACAAUGAUCAUUAAAUAAUUUACGUGAAAAUAAAAGUUUUUAGUAAUAUUUUGAAUUGGAGAUAUUUCUUAAUUUGUAAUCUUGAAUAAUCGUUUCUAAUAUCGUUUUUUUAAUCGUUAGCAGUUACUUUUUGAACAACGUUUUUAUGAUUCAUUUUCAAACGAUUAAUGACAGAUGUUUUACAUCGUUGCCACGUUGUAAUAUUUUUCCGUUAUUAGAAAAUAAUAUUAUAAAACAGACUAAUUACAUCAAAUUCAACCAAUAGAAAAGAAGAUUGAUAAUUUUUAAUGGAAUGAUUAAUUAUUAAUAAUAAAAUAUUUAUUUAUCGGAUGUAAAUGGGAUACUAUAAAAAAACAAGAAAUUUUAAUAUGUUUAGAAGAUUUUAUUAAUUUAAAUUUUACAACAGUGUAGAGCUAGAUCACAUGAAGCCAAUGUUUAAGAUGUAAUUUUCCUAACAAUUUUGAUUACAUUUCGGAUAUUUAGAUUUUGUUCAGUGGCUGCAAUUGUCACUACAAGUGUCAAAAUAUUCUAUCUUCGUUAAGGGUUUAUAUUAUUAAGCGCGGUAAAUUUAAAAUUUUCGAUUAUUGAAUUAUUAAUUUUGGUAUAUUUCUUUAUUGAAAUAUAUAUAUAUAUAGCUUAGACGCUUUUGAAGUAGUUAGAAAAACGUUGAAUCAUUAUAGGUUGUACAGGAACGAUACAGGGUGAUCAAAUGUACAGAAACAGAUUUUAUUAAAAAGUGAAAAUGUUUCUGUAUACUAAAAAAAAUAUUUUAAAUGAUAUAUUUUUUCUAUACACAUAGUUUUUUGCGUAUUUAAUGCGAAAUGUAGAAUUUUUUUUAUAUUCCUAUAUUCGUUAUCAAUAUAAAAUCAUUAUUUUAUUAAGACACCCUGUAGCUAAAAUCAUAUCAACAAGAACUGUUAGUUGUAGUGUGACCCUCAUAGAUUGUUAUUCUAUUUGCUGACUGAAUCAAAAUAUGACUUUUUGAUGUACUGACUAUUUAAUAAAGUUGAAAAUAUUGA
Molecule: messenger RNA, 5674 nt
Organism: Diorhabda sublineata
Lineage: Eukaryota; Metazoa; Arthropoda; Insecta; Coleoptera; Chrysomelidae
Gene: Drep4
Product: DNA fragmentation factor subunit beta
Exons: 5
Coding region: 278-1336 (352 amino acids)
Biological process (GO): apoptotic process; apoptotic DNA fragmentation
Cellular component (GO): cytoplasm; nucleus
Molecular function (GO): DNA endonuclease activity
Source: RefSeq, a predicted model, not a curated record